Molecule: messenger RNA, 1632 nt
Organism: Lathyrus sativus (Indian pea)
Lineage: Eukaryota; Viridiplantae; Streptophyta; Magnoliopsida; Fabales; Fabaceae
Source: the annotation of a GenBank genome assembly
AUGUCUCUAUUCCUGCAAACACAUUACACACUCUCUCUACCUUCACCCCCUCCCCCUUCUCGUUUCUCAAAUCGAAACCCUAACUCUAACCCCUACAAUUUCCCCCCUCUAAUCCCCACCACACCUCCCAAAUCCCAAUUCCAAUUUCCCAAUAACCGUUCUCCACCCUCUACUGUCUCCGCCUCCCGCCGGGACACUUCAGAAACGCCGCAGUUAAAGUUGCCCCUUGCUCUAGUGCGCGUAACUCUCUCCGCCGCGCUGUUUCUCUGCUGUGGCAUUCGUGCUUGUUCGGCCUCUUCGCCUCCUCUAACCACCACCGUGGUUCAGCAGGAACAAACUAUUCAAGAUGAAAAUGAUGCAAGGAAACAAGAUGGCAGUGAAAAGAUAGAUGUAGAUAAGGAGUUAGAAGCAUCUUUUAAUGCUUGGAAGUCUAAAACGUAUGCAUUGACUGUUCCUUUGAAAGUUGUUGCUUUGCGUGACUCUAUUCCUCCUUCAUGGAUCAAGGACUUCAUAAAUUCUCAAGGGAAGAGAAUGUCAUUUAACGUGAAGUAUUAUGCAAGUCUUGAGAGCAUCUUCUCUAAUCUAUCCAUUCCCUUUACCAAAGGAAAUCUUGGCCCAACAUCUGCUUUGGCAGCUGAUAUUGUCGGUAUUGGUGAUUCAUGGCUCAAAUUUGCCAUUCAAAAAGCUGUAAUUGAGCCAAUACAGGAUGUAGAUGGCCAGGAAUGGUUUAAAAACUUAGCUGAGAAAUGGAAGGUAUAUCUACGCAGGAACCGUGAGGGAGAAAUGGAUCCUGAAGGUGAUGUAUGGGCUGCCCCAUAUCGAUGGGGUUGCAUGGUAAUAGCAUACAAGACAAAUAAUUUUCAAAAGUAUAAGUUGGCUCCUAUAGAGGACUGGGCUGAUCUGUGGCGUCCUGAUCUUUCGGGGAGGAUUUCCAUGGUAGAUUCUCCUAGAGAAGUUGUUGGUGCAGUAUUAAAGUAUAUGGGGGCUUCCUAUAAUGCAAAUGACAUCAAUUUGGAAGUUAAUGGUGGGAGAGAUGCAGUUAAACAUAAUUUAGCAUUGCUUGCAAAACAGGUUCGACUCUUUGAUAGUGAAAACUAUCUAAAGGCUUUUGGAGUGGGAGAUGUGUGGGUAGCUGUUGGAUGGAGUAGCGAUAUUAUUCCUGUUGCUAAACGCAUGUCUAACGUUGCAGUUAUCGUUCCAAAGUCUGGAGCAAGUUUAUGGGCAGAUCUUUGGGCAAUUCCUGGUGCCUCUCGGAUUCAAACUAGUCAGAUUGGUGGGCGUGUCAGGGGACCGUCCCCUUUAAUCCAUCAGUGGAUAGAGUUUUGUCUGCAAUCUGCAAGAGCACUUCCCUUCAAGCAGGAGGUGAUUCCAGGUGCCUCUCCCCCUCUUCUUCAAGGUCAUUCCGCCAAUGUGUCCUUGGAGUUGACCAAGGGUAGGCCAAGGCUAGACACCAAUCUCAUUGAUGGAGCACCACCACCUAACAUUUUAGCAAGGUGUGAGUUUUUAGAGCCAUUAUCUAAUUCAGCAGUGUCAGAUUACCACUGGUUGCUUGACUCAAUUCAAAAACCUGGCAAUGGAUUGAUACACAGAGUGCGUCAGUAUAUCUCAUCAGUGGUCUCAUUUUCUAGAUGA